GACUUCUGCGAGCGCCGGCGCUGCGGCCGCGGCUGCUGGCGGCGCGGGCCCAGGCUGUUCACUUGACCUCCAGGAGAUGUCUGAACCUGCAGGAGUACCAGAGCAAGAAGAUCAUGUCAGACCAUGGAGUGAGAGUUCAGAGGUUCUUCGUAGCAAACACUGCUAAAGAGGCCCUGGAGGCUGCUAAGAGGCUGAAUGCAAAAGAAAUUGUUUUAAAAGCCCAGAUCUUAGCUGGAGGAAGAGGAAAAGGUGUCUUCAAUAGUGGUUUGAAAGGAGGUGUUCACUUAACAAAAGAUCCUAAAGUUGUGGGACAGCUGGCUCAACAGAUGAUUGGGUAUAAUCUAGCAACGAAACAAACUCCAAAAGAAGGUGUGAGAGUUAACAAGGUGAUGGUUGCCGAAGCCCUGGACAUUUCCAGAGAAACCUACUUGGCCAUUCUGAUGGACCGGUCCAGCAAUGGGCCUGUGCUCAUAGGUAGUCCCCAGGGGGGCGUUGACAUUGAAGAGGUGGCAGCAUCUAAUCCAGAACUUAUCUUUAAGGAGCAGAUUGACAUUUUUGAAGGGAUAAAAGACAGCCAAGCUCAGCGGAUGGCAGAAAAUCUGGGCUUCCUUGGGCCUAUGAAAAACCAGGCUGCGGAUCAAAUUAAGAAGCUAUAUAACCUCUUCCUGAAGAUUGAUGCCACUCAGGUGGAAGUGAAUCCCUUUGGUGAGACUCCAGAAGGACAAGUUGUCUGCUUUGAUGCCAAGAUAAACUUUGAUGACAACGCUGAAUUCCGACAGAAGGACAUAUUUGCUAUGGAUGACAAAUCUGAGAAUGAGCCCAUUGAAAAUGAAGCUGCCAGAUACGAUCUGAAAUACAUAGGACUGGAUGGGAAUAUCGCAUGCUUUGUGAAUGGUGCUGGUCUUGCCAUGGCCACGUGUGACAUCAUUUUCCUCAAUGGUGGGAAGCCAGCCAACUUCUUGGAUCUUGGAGGUGGUGUAAAGGAAUCUCAAGUAUAUCAAGCCUUCAAACUGCUCACUGCCGAUCCUAAGGUGGAAGCCAUCCUUGUCAAUAUUUUUGGCGGUAUCGUCAACUGUGCCAUAAUUGCCAAUGGGAUUACCAAGGCCUGCAGGGAGUUAGAACUCAAGGUACCCCUGGUAGUUCGUCUUGAAGGAACCAAUGUCCAAGAGGCCCAGAACAUCCUUAAAAACAGCGGGCUCCCCAUUACUUCAGCUGUGGACCUGGAGGAUGCUGCCAAGAAGGCUGUGGCCUGUGUGACAAAGAAGUGACCCAUUCCUUGUGGCUCCCCUGAGAAGGGAGGGUUCUCACUACUGUGCAGACAACAGCGUUUAUAUCACUGGGAAGCAGACACACAAGAAUGACUAGUUGAAAAAUCUUGUCUGAAUUUUCUCAAAUAAGCUAGCUAGACUGCCUAAACCUGAUUCUACUUCUGUAGUCUAUAAAAAAUCAUAUUUUAAAGUUUCAUACUCUUCUCACGGUAAGCCUGUUCAGUAGGCAGGGUUUUCCAAUAUCAGGGCACAGUAAAUGUGAACAAAUAAUGUGUUUAUGUACAAAAUUUGAUACCGGGUCUGCAUUCACCCACAAGAACUUUUGUGCACAUCUGUCCUCUAUAAUAGAAAACUUUCAGAGUACUCACACUGAAAAACAGGGCUUUGUAGAACAUAUCAACAACUACCAAAGAAUGCAGCUAAGACAUUUGAACACAUAGCUUGAGUAAGCUGAUGCAAUUUUUACAAGUUUCUAAGGCGUUUGGGAAAAUACAUGAAUAUUCCAAAAUGUGUUGUGCCACAGAAGUUCCACAUUAAUACCUGACAUAUAUUUUACCCUGUGCCUUAAUGAUGAAUGUACUAUUUACCUCAUACUAAUAUUAACAUCAAAAGCCUUAUUUGUGAAUUUGAAGUAGAACGUUCCACUUAAUGUUUAAGGUGGUAAAUGCUGAUUGUGAUGGAAAUCUGUAAUUAGACCACUGCAUGAGUUAAGGUAAAAUUUGUUAAGAGUUGGAUCACUGUAGAAUGUACCACCUUGUGAUGGAAAACCUGGAAAAUAAUAAUUGAAGGAAUGUGGUCUUUACCAUAAUAACUGUUUUGUGAUGGAAAAUUUUAAUUACACUUUUGCUUAAAUUUUAAUAAUUUUUGUUACCAUAAAAUUUUAAUUUAAAUAAAAUUCAAUGUUUAAUAAGUA
Molecule: messenger RNA, 2181 nt
Organism: Jaculus jaculus (lesser Egyptian jerboa)
Lineage: Eukaryota; Metazoa; Chordata; Mammalia; Rodentia; Dipodidae
Gene: Suclg2
Product: succinate-CoA ligase GDP-forming subunit beta
Exons: 11
Coding region: 114-1268 (384 amino acids)
Biological process (GO): succinyl-CoA metabolic process; tricarboxylic acid cycle
Cellular component (GO): mitochondrion; succinate-CoA ligase complex
Molecular function (GO): succinate-CoA ligase (GDP-forming) activity; ATP binding
Source: RefSeq, a predicted model, not a curated record